Molecule: messenger RNA, 1221 nt
Organism: Ctenocephalides felis (cat flea)
Lineage: Eukaryota; Metazoa; Arthropoda; Insecta; Siphonaptera; Pulicidae
Product: ribosome biogenesis regulatory protein homolog
Exons: 6
Coding region: 55-1089 (344 amino acids)
Biological process (GO): ribosome biogenesis; ribosomal large subunit export from nucleus; ribosomal large subunit biogenesis
Cellular component (GO): nucleolus; nucleus; preribosome, large subunit precursor
Molecular function (GO): protein binding
Source: RefSeq, a predicted model, not a curated record
GUCUGUGAUGUCAAUGUAAACACACGUGCUGUAUUUAUUGUUUUGCACGUUAAAAUGGAUAUCGUAAACGAAAUUUUUAAUAAGGCGAAAGAAGAUUCAUAUAAACCUAUAACCGUACAAAAACAUUUAGAUCUUAAUUUGGAUCUAGGCACUUUAUUGGCAUCGGAUAUAAAUGAUUUGGAAGACAAAUCUCUUAGAUCUAAUAGAAAUGUCUAUUUAUUGAAUUUGACGAGGGACAACACCCAAAUCUUAUUUAAUGAAAUUUGGCAAUUACCUACAGAGCGUAUUGAAGAGACAAUAGUAGCCAGAUUACCUACACCUUCUACUGUUCUACCUAGGUCAUUGCCUGUGCCUAAGCCCAGGCAACUAACUAAGUGGGAAAAGUUUGCUAAAGAGAAAGGGAUCGUUAAAAGGAAAAAAGCUCCUGUGUUCCAUGAAACUUUACAAAAAUGGGUACCCAAUUUUGGUUAUAAAUCUGCCCUUGCUGAGAAAGAAGAUAAAUGGGUUGUUGAAGUUCCACAAAAUGCUGAUCCAAAUGAGGACCAGUUUGCUAAAGCAGCACACGAGAAAAAGGAAAGGGUAGCUAAAAAUGAAUUACAAAGACUUAGGAAUAUUGCCAGAGCUAAGGGUACAAAAGUGCCAAGAACUGGUUUGCCAACAACUGACAAAGCAUCUGCGAAACAAUUAAAUGCGGCUGUUUCUGUUGCAAAAGCAUCAACAGCAUCAUUAGGAAAAUUCCAACCAAAACUACCUAAAGAGAAAAGUGCUAGAGGCCUGGGUGUUCAUGAGCUCAUACCUGGAGGAAAUAAGAAGCGUAAACCAUCACAUUUAACUGAUGAAAAAUCAGAAAAUUUGGAAGUUAUAAAUUCAAUACUUAACAAAAGACCAAGAAUUGAUAUUGAGAAAGCUGUAUCAAGACAUUGUAAUCAAGAACAAUUAGAACGAUCAGAAGAAAAUAGAAAAAAAUCGGGUACAAAUAGGAAGAAAACUGGUAAAAGUUUGCUUAAAGGCAAAGGUGCUGCUAAACCUAAGGGUGGCAAAGGGCAACGUAAUCCUAAGAGGCAUAGUGCAGGACGAAAAAGGCGCUAAUAUAUUUUUUAUAGAGACCUCUGUACUCUCUAAUUGUUAAUAAAUUUUCAAUAAACUGAUGUGUUUCUACAUAUAACUAAUAUUACAACUAUGGAUACUGCAUGAGAUAUGGACAAGAAUCGCAAACGAAAA